AUGAACAACACCAAGCCAACCCCCUCCUCUCCAGGUCUCUGGCACCGCCACCAGUCCAGUCGCAGAAAACGUAACAGACAGCAGAAGGCUUCUUUCUCCUCUGACACUCACCCUCAUCCAGGACCCUCCUCCAUCCUCCUCUCAGACGCCACCAUGACUCCUUGGGGAGGGCUGGCUCUAUCUGAGUCCUGCUUUGACUCAAUUCCCAAAAUACUUACUCCACGACCCUCUCCACCUCCACCCCCAGCCUCUCCUGUUCCCGAGCAAAUACCGUCAGCUACCCCAUAUCAUGGCAGGAGACAAGAAGAAGACAAAGACAGUUCAGGCUCAAGUUUUAACUCUCAAAUUCCAUCUCCACCUGUGGCAGUCACGCAAAACAGCGCAGGUGGAGCAGCUAAAGAUUUGCAGUUGAGGCGGAGGGUGUUGCCUCAGUGUCGGCUUCCCCGUGCCCCCCGUCUCCCGCCGCUUCACCCCGUCACUGACCUCAGUUUCUCUCGGAGCUUCACUUUCUCCUUCUUCGAGCUGCCGCUGCACCAGUCUCCUCGCUGGCGUGCCGAGCGUGUCAAAAACCUCUUAUUGCUUUUGAAACAGAUACACUACUGA
Neolamprologus brichardi is the source of this 603-nucleotide messenger RNA. The record is from RefSeq and is a predicted model, not a curated record. Lineage: Eukaryota; Metazoa; Chordata; Actinopteri; Cichliformes; Cichlidae.